Messenger RNA from Hippocampus comes (tiger tail seahorse), 5308 nucleotides. It is a transcript of the gene tbc1d8b, whose product is annotated as TBC1 domain family member 8B. The transcript has 21 exons. The record is from RefSeq and is a predicted model, not a curated record. Gene Ontology annotation, molecular function: calcium ion binding. NCBI's taxonomy places the organism in Eukaryota, Metazoa, Chordata, Actinopteri, Syngnathiformes, Syngnathidae. Bases 148 to 3531 code for a protein of 1127 amino acids.
GAAACAUUUCUUGUCUACGUGGGAAGGGAAGCAUCCUGACCGCGGACAUAAACAAAUAUUCAACGGGCUUGAUGUGUGUCCUGCGCUGGAGGUAACCGUGGCAUGACAGGAGCAUUUUGGAAGCGAUCCCGCUGACGCUUUUUAAACAUGUGGCUCAAACCCGAAGAAAUACUGCUGAAAAACGCCUUUAAACUGUGGGUUACCGAGAAGGAUAAUGAAUAUUUCGUGCUUCAAAGGAGGCGAGGGUAUGGUGAAGGUGGCGGAGGCUUGACAGGUCUCCUUGUGGGAACGUUGGACACAGUACUGGACUCCACAUCCAAAGUUGCUCCUUUCCGCAUACUGCAUCACACGCCGGAUUCACAAGUGUAUUGGUCGAUAGCAUGCGGCGUCACAAAGGACGAGAUAUUCCAGCACUGGGAUUGGCUGCAGCAGAAUAUCAUGAAGACCCUUUCUGUUUUCGACUCCAGCGAGGACAUCACCAGCUUUGUGCAGGGCAAGAUCAGAGGUCUGAUUGCUGAAGAAGGGAAGACGUCCCACGUGCUGGAAGAUGAUCCUGAGAAAUUCAGAGAGGCAUACUUGAGGUUCGAGAACUGGUUUGCGCUGCCACAGGAGGAGAAGCUGGUCACGUACUAUGCCUGUAGUUACUGGAAAGGCAAAGUGCCCUGCCAGGGUUGGCUCUACCUCAGCACCAACUUCCUCUGCUUUUAUUCCUACCUGCUGGGAGCUGAGGUGAAACUGGUCAUCUCCUGGGACGAGAUCUGGAGGUUGGAGAAAACUUCAAAUGUCCUCCUGACUGAGAGCAUCCAUGUGGUGGCUCACGGGGAAGAUCACUAUUUCUCCAUGUUGCUGCGCCUUAACGAAACGUUCGUCAUCAUGGAGCAGCUCGCCGACUACUCCAUUAAGCGCCUUUUCGAUAAAGACGCCUUUGAAAGAGAGCGAGCACUCUCAGACCCGCUGCAAAUUACCAAGAGAGGCCUAGAGGCUCACGCAAAAAGUGAGCAGUUCCGGACAUUUUUCAGGCUACCCAAAGAGGAAAAUCUGUUAGAAGUGCAUGAGAGUUUCCUGUGGGUGCCUUUCAGCCAUUUUAAUACACUUGGCAAGAUCUGCCUUUCUGAGAACUACUUAUGUUUUGCCAGCCAGGACGGGAGCCAGUGUCACAUCAUCAUUCCGAUGCGCGAGGUCGUAAAUGUUGAGAAGCCAGAUUCCAGCAGCCGUGCUUUAACAGUGUACGUGCGCGGGAAACGGGCCCUCCGAUUCACUGAAGUGCGGGACUACCAGCGUCUGGCAACAACAAUCCGCAGCAGAUGUGGGAUUAGUCCUAGCCCACAGCACUCAGCCUCAGCAGAGGUCAUCCGAGGCGAAUGUCAGUCGCUCAUCAACCACUUUGAGGACAACCCAGAGGACGUGACAAUGAUGGUGGGCCAGAAAGACAGCAGCAAGGCAGUAAGCACUGAAGCGCUUAUGACGGUUUUCCACCCCCAGGAUGUUGAAAACCUUGACCCCAAAAUGCUUAAAGAGAAGAUGAAGGAGCAGUCUUGGAACAUCCACUUUUCGGAAUAUGGCCGUGGCACAAGUAUGUUCUUCACCAGGAAGACACGUGACUUGAUUGUCCGUGGAGUUCCUGAAGCCUUGAGAGGAGAGCUGUGGAUGCUUUUUUCAGGAGCCGUAAACGACAUGGCAACUCACCCUGGCUAUUACACGGAGCUGGUGGAACAGUCUCUGGGCACGAGCACGCUGGCUACAGAUGAGAUUGAGAGAGAUCUUCAUCGCUCUCUGCCAGAGCAUCCUGCCUUUCAGAGUGAUACAGGAAUCUCCGCCCUACGCAGAGUCCUCACCGCAUACGCCUAUCGAAACCCGAAAAUUGGCUACUGCCAGGCCAUGAACAUUCUGACCUCCGUGUUGCUGCUCUAUGCCAAAGAGGAGGAGGCCUUUUGGCUAUUAGUUGCUGUCUGUGAGAGGAUGUUACCAGAUUAUUUCAACCGAAGAAUUAUAGGGGCUUUGGUCGACCAGGCUGUUUUUGAGGAUCUGAUUCGAGAGAACCUCCCCCAGCUGGUGGAGAAUAUGAUGGACCUGAGUUUCUUCUCGUCCGUUUCGUUGUCCUGGUUUCUCACCCUUUUCAUCAGUGUGCUGCCCAUCGAAAGCGCUGUGAAUGUGGUGGACUGCUUUUUCUAUGAUGGCAUCAAAGCCAUUCUACAGCUCGGCCUGGCCGUGCUUGAUUACAACAUGGAAGCUCUGAUCAGCUGCCACGAUGAUGCUGAAGCGGUUACCAUCCUCAACAAAUUUUUUGAUAGCGUGACAAACAAAGACAGCCCAUUGCCACCAACAGUGCAGCAGGCCCCUGUAGCCAACAACGACAAAUCAAAGCACUUAAACGUGGACAUCAGCGAACUGAUCCGAGACGCCUAUGAGAAAUACGGCAGCAUUCGCGCAGAGGAGGUUGAGAGUUCACGAAAGAGAAACAAGCUUUUUGUGAUCCAGACACUGGAGGACACAACCAAGCAGAAUGUCAUUCGCGUAGUGUCCCAAGAAGUCAAAUUUACUCCCGCCCAACUUGACGAUCUUUACAAUUUGUUCAAAAGGCAGCAUUUUCUUAGCUGCUACUGGACAAUGAAAAGUCCGGCACUGCUUCACCACGAUCCGAGUCUGGCCUACUUGGAGCAGUACCAGCUGGGCUUCCAACAGUUCAGUGUGCUCUUCUCCCUGCUGGAGCCUUGGGCUUUUUGCACCAACAAGAGCACUCUUUCUCUGUGGGUUUUCCGCUUAAUCGAUGAGAACCAAGAUGGCCUAGUCAACUUUAAAGAGUUCUGUUGUGCUCUUGAUAAUUUGUACUGUGGAUCUUUCACAAAUAAACUAAAGUUCCUCUUCAAGCUGCAUCUACCACCAGCUUUCACAGGUAGUCCUUUGCACGUACAAGAACAAAGACUCCCAAAGUUUUUUGCGACGACAGAGGGCUCUCCUCACUUGAGUAGACUUCCUGAUUUUGAUCUUCCAGAAGAUGGUGUGAUUAAGAAAAGUCCUGAAAGAGGGCGAGGGAAAGUAGACCUCCAGGCCUACCUAAAACAAUGGCAGAAUGAAAUACUUCGAAAAGAGGAAACUAUCAAGGACCUUCCUAGAAUUAAUCAGGCUCAGUUCAUACAGUUCUCCAAGACAUUGUACAACAUUUUUCAUGGCGAUCCAGAGGAGGAGUCCCUGUACCGCGCUGUGGCCCACGUAACCAGCCUCCUUUUGAGGAUGGAGGAGGUGGGCCGGAGGCUGCAGGAGCCCAGCAGCCCGCCUGCGUCCUUAAAGCCCAACCCUGCAGACGGGGAGGACGAAGCUCCUCUCACACCCAAAAACUCUGACACUCCCAGUCCCCAGGAAGCGGGGCCUGACCUCUCUGGGGCGGACUGGUCUUUUUCGUUUGAGCAGGUCCUUGCGUCACUGCUCAACGAGCCAGAAAUAGUCAGCUUCUUUGACAGACACGUUGACAUUCAGAGUAGAGUGAAGCUAGCUCAAGUGGCUCAGCUGAAGCUAACAGGAAAUAGCAAGUGAUUGAAUAGAUUAAUAUAACAAACAAGGAUUAGCGGAUGAAGGGUAAAAAGGGCUGACAUGCAUAAUCCUUAAAUGGUUUUCAAGGUGCAUGCAGACAGGAGGCAUCAACUCCUGUAUUGUUCACCAAGGGAUAUUCCUGUGCCACUAUUUUCUUGUACGUGUAUGUCAAUCGACAGUGUUUAACACUCAUAAUGUUGAGUUUCUUAUUGCUCAUUCUGCAGAUUUCACAGACAGUCUCCCAUUUCCAGAUUGCACCCAACCAGAAUGACAUGGGGCCCAUGCAAUAUAGCUAAUGUAUACAAGACAUAAAGUAGUGUUUAUGCUACGGUGUUUAAAAAUGGUAGAAGACAUUGUUCUAUAACUUUCCAAUGUCUUACUGACCUUCAUAUCAACCUAGUGCAAAUCAGCCCCAUUGUGCUGGUAACGCUUAUGAGCGAUGCGAUGUACUGUAUAUACGCUUGGCUGAAGUGUGUUGUCCUGUAAACCUGUUUGGAGAAGAAGCAUCCUGUCAUUUGUUUCUUCAUUUGCAACACUCACUGUCAGUACAGUGUAGCUAGUACCCCUGCACCAGUAUCGCCAGUGCGGUGCUUCAAAGGAGACUCAACUCGUUCUGACUAGUAGCUCAGUAGAGAGCUGCUUCGAAUGGAUUUUGAAAGAUAUUUUACUUCAAAUCUCAGGGUGCAAUUUGUAUUCAUUAAAAUGUAUAUUAUCCUGAGAGAAAUAAUUGGAAGUUUGACUGAGUUAAACAUUAUUAUUGUGAAGCAUGUGUAGCACUUUUGCAACAUUUUGAUGCACGCCUUCAACAACAUGCAAAGUGUGUGUUGUUUUCUCUUAAUCUAUGCUUUUGCUGCUUGCGUCCCAAUGACUUGUUGCUCAUUGUUGGAGAUUAUGCCUACACGUCGGAGGCGUUCAGGUCAAAAGGUUCUGGAUGCUUGUGUUCUAGAUGUUCUUCUCUUGGGGCCAUACACGCAUACACAUGUUUUUUUUUAAGUUGUUCUUGUUGCACAGGAAAAGACUGUUCUAGAAGUGAUUUGACUGUCAGUGAUUUUUUUUUUUUGAGUGUCAUUUCUGAUAGCAUUUGCCAAGUGUAGUCUAUAGUGCGAUUGUGAGUACAAACCAGCAUCACCUUUGAAAACUGAUGAUCAAUGUUUACUCAUGUCAAAGAAAACAAUGCAUACUAUAGACUACUUUGAUGACAUCGGUUAAUAAAGCCGAAAGCCAUAUUCAUUAUUCCAGUAUGAUGGCUUUCUCGAUGCAUUUAAAUAGUUAAGUUAUACAACAGAUAAGACUUAAACCUAAAUGAUAAACUCUGAAUAUAUUGAAAUGAUUUAAAAGAUAGAUAUUAAAUGUAUUUUUGUUAUACAACUGUCUGUAACAAGAAUGUAUUUUUUACAAAUAUGCUCGUCUUGUUUUGCCCAAAUGUGAGAACUGAAAUGCAUUGUGGAUGUUUUCAGACUAACUUCCUGUGAGACAUUUGACAUUUUCAUUUUGGUUUAUUUCCUCUGUCGCACAUUUCAAAAGAACUGCUUUUAUUUUGGUCAAUGAAGGGGAAAAGUAGCCAGGCAUUGAUUCACAUGACUGCUUUGUAGGGAGUUUUUUUUUUUUUUUAACAAAAGGGUAAAUUUGAAAAUCCUGAUGAGUUCUAUUCUAUUUGAUGCAUUCAGUUAUAUGUGCAGUUAUUGUCUGCUGCAUUUGACUUGUGACAUUUCUUGCUCUUUUUUUCAGUUAUUAAUGUUGUUCCAAAGUAAUAAAGAGUAAAGAGUGGUCAAUCUUUAAA